GCUCACUUAGUGUUAGGAGUUACAUAUUUUGGCGAGAAUAGGUAGCAAAAACGAUUGUUUUUUUUUGUUCAGAAUUAGAUUAGACUUAUGUUUUCUAGUAUACUGUGUUGUUCCAAGUAAAUAUGUAAAAUUGUAGCUUGUGCGACAUAACUAGAAACAGAAAAAUAUACUGGUAUUAUUGUUCCAGAUACAGAAGCUCAGAUUUUUUCAAGGGAAAACACAGAUUUAAAUGUGGCAACCCUGAUCGUUGCAGCAACACAUCUAAAUCUGCCUCCAUCAUUCUACAAGCAGCUGUUGCGUGCGUGCUCUGAGAAAUUACAAAAGUAAACCACAAUCAGAUAAGUUUUCACUCGAAAAAUAAGAUAUACCUUAGCGCAUUUAUAUUGAAUGCUCCUAAUUUAGAAACGCAAUUUACUGCAAAGUUGUUUAAAUUUUGUUUAUGAGACCAGUGAUCCCAGCAAAACCAAUCAUUUCAUUCCAACAACUCUAGCACUGACGCGGCAGGAUGUCCUCAAGACUGAAUUUAGUUCGUACUUUUCUGAGUCAAUCAAGCUCUUCCGGCGAUGGAGACCGGUCACUGCCCUUAUCGGGUGGUACUCCCAGCGAAGGUGUCGACAGCGGCUUUCAAACUCGCACUCCAGAGAGCACACCCACAACUCAACGCAAAAUAAUCGGUCGUGGUCAGCUCAUUGCGGGUGCAGCCGCUGCUACCGGAACGGCAACAUCCGGAGCGGGCUCAUCGGAAUCGGACCAACAGUCCAGCAUUGUUUCCGCUGCCCCGUCGAACGUGGGCCGUGGACGUGCUCAGUUUAUUCAAGCGCUUAUACAGCAACCGCUUGAAUCGGUUCGUUCGGUUGCUUCCGAUGAUGCUAGUUCUGUUACUUCAGCAAGAAUUUCUACAAUCGGUGGAGGACGAGGAAGAUUCAUCCAACAGUUGCUUAACACAGCGCCGGGAACUAGCUCCCCUUCGACCAAUGGCAGCAAAAAAGAUUCCGAUCUGUCAGACAAGAUGUCCCAGGCCACGAUUAGCGCAGUGGAAACUAUUGAAGUUGAAAAAAUGCCAGUUGUUAAGACUGGCUCACGAGGAUCUGCCGUUCAACUAAUGACCAAUUAUAUCAGGAUUGCAUGCGAUCCCGACCGCGGAAUCUACGAGUACGAGGUUCGUUUUUCUCCUGAAGUAGAUUCCAAAGCUGCUCGCUCACGAUACAUAUCGCAACAUGCUAGCGUUAUUGGAAAUGCCAAAACCUUCGACGGUGUUAAGCUCUAUCUACCAAAAAAACUACCGAACACGGAAACGCUUUUGUAUUCAAGAAAUCCUGUUGACGAUCAUCAGGUGACGAUAAAAAUUAUUUUCAAGAGAAAACAACGGAUGAGCGAGAAUGUACAGUUUUACAACAUUCUGUUCCAACGUAUCAUGAAGGUGCUCAAAAUGGUUGAAAUGGCACGCAAGAAUUUUGAUCCUUCCGCUCCGAAACUAAUUCCGCAGCAUCGGUUGGAAAUUUGGCCAGGUUAUGUCAGUGCCGUUGAUGAUUACGAGGGUGGAUUGAUGUUGAAUUUGGACGUUUCUCAUCGUGUGCUGUUACAGACAACAGUGCUUGAUCACAUCAAAACUUUAGCACGAUCCAAUCCUCAGGACUACAAAAACUUGGCAACAAAGUCAUUGUUGGGUGCCGUAAUUUUGACCCGCUAUAACAACAAAACGUAUCGCAUCGAUGAUAUUUUAUUUGAUCAGAAUCCGAUGAUGACCUUUCAAGCCAGUGGAAAGGAAAUCUCUUACAUGCAAUAUUACAAACAACAGUAUAACAUUGAUAUUAAUGACAUGAAGCAACCUUUGUUGAUUCAUCGCAGGGAGCGUCGAGUUGCCGGCCAGGAUAAGCCACAAGAGAUGAUAAUGUGCCUGAUUCCGGAAAUUUGUUUCCUAACCGGACUAACGGACGAAAUGCGCAGUGAUUUUAAAGUAAUGCGUGACAUUGCUGCCUUCACCCGGGUUUCGCCAAAUCAGCGACUGAAUAGUAUGCGUCAGUUUUGCCGUAACGUAAACGAAAAUCGUGAAGCCCGCGAGAUUCUAGAGGUGUGGGGCCUCAAGCUUGAUAUGGAUCCACUCAUUAUGCAAGGACGUUGUUACGAAGAGGAAAAAGUUAUUUUUGGAAAUGGCAUCAACAUCGGAGUUGGCAGAAAUGGUGAUUUCAAUCGAGCAGUAACUAGCAAUCACAUGCUACAGGUAGUCAACAUUCGAAACUGGCUGCUCAUUCAUACCGGAAAAGAUGGCAAAGUUGCUAGAUCGUUCAUGGACUGUGUCGAUCGGAGCUGCCGUCCCAUGGGUAUUCAGAUUGCUCCACCACAAAUUGAGGUUUUAAACUCCGACAGAACUGAGCAGUAUGUGCAAGUGCUGCGUUCAAAAAUCCGUCAGGAAACACAAAUUGUUGUUAUCAUUUGUCCAACUUCCCGCGAUGACCGAUAUGCGGCAAUCAAGCGAAUCUGCUGUUCCGAAAUUCCGAUACCCUCGCAGGUCAUCAAUGCUCGCACAUUGAGCAACGAAUCGAAAAAUCGUGCCAUCGUACAGAAAAUUAUACUUCAGAUGAACUGCAAACUGGGUGGAACGCUCUGGAGUAUCAAAAUUCCGUUCACUAACGUUAUGAUCGCUGGUAUCGACACCUACCACGACGCCAAGCAAAAGAGUAGCUCAGUUUCGGCGUUUGUGGCUUCACUAAACGGUGAAUAUACCCGCUGGUAUUCUCGAGCAUGCAUCCAGAACAAAAAGGAAGAGUUCAUGAACGGUCUCUGUGCUUCGCUGGAGAAGUCUUUGAAAGCCUACCAAAAGUUAAACUGUGUACUCCCUGGUAAAAUUGUCAUUUUCAGGGACGGUGUCGGUGAUGGACAAUUACGUAUGUGUUCAGAGUAUGAAAUACCUCAACUUCAGGAGGCAUGUAAACUUCUUGCUCCCGAUUACUGUCCAGAGAUAGUAUUCAUCGUUGUUCAGAAGCGUAUUAAUACUCGAAUGUUUCGCCUUGAUGGCCAAACCAAUCUAGAUAAUCCGAAUCCGGGCACCGUGCUGGAUCACACCGUAACCCGACGAAACCACUUUGACUAUUUCCUAGUGCCACAGUCCGUCCGCCAGGGCAGUGUUUCUCCUACGCACUAUAUCGUAGUGCAUAAUCAGCCGGAUUAUUCUCCAGACAUUCUGCAACGGUUAAGUUACAAACUCUGCUAUCUGUAUUACAAUUGGCCCGGAAGCGUUCGUGUUCCGGCCUGUUGUCAGUAUGCACACAAAAUGGCCUAUUUGAUUGGCCAAUCGGUCAAACGGAACCCAGAUGAAAGUCUCAACGACAAACUGUUCUAUCUGUAAAUUAGCAAGUUUUGUUCGCUCAUCUUUAACCGUCAUCUGCGGAACAGUCAAAUGUGUUGUCACACGCUCCAUUCGGUAGUUUAGCAGUGAAUGUAUGACAUUCGCAACUAUAUUUAAUUUUUUUUACUAUCUUAAUUAGUGUAGACUAUAAACUUUUCUUGCACUACUGAUCUAUAAAUACCAAAGCGAGAGAAUGUUUUUGACAGAGGAAAACAAGUUUUUAUUUCACCCUAUUUGCUUUUGCAUCAUUAAAGCGCGUUGAUAUGUAAUGAUUUACGUUGUCUAUUAACAGCGCGAAUGUUCUUGUUCCAAACGAUACGUUAUUGUUUUAACGACAACAGCUAUAUAUGGCGCCCGUUUCAAUUAUCCAACGCUGAAGAUAUAGGUGAUAAACGUAAGGACCAGAGCUUCCAACGAAAGAUGUCUUAUUCUAAUGUUAUUCAUUUUAUAGUUUAGUUAGAUGUUUUCUCAAGCCAUUUAAAUAAUAAAACUGAAGGAAA
Messenger RNA from Wyeomyia smithii (pitcher-plant mosquito), 3846 nucleotides. Its product is annotated as protein argonaute-3. Gene Ontology annotation, biological process: regulatory ncRNA-mediated gene silencing. Gene Ontology annotation, cellular component: P granule. The coding region runs from base 506 to 3346 and encodes 946 amino acids. The transcript is spliced from 8 exons. The record is from RefSeq and is a predicted model, not a curated record. NCBI's taxonomy places the organism in Eukaryota, Metazoa, Arthropoda, Insecta, Diptera, Culicidae. Gene Ontology annotation, molecular function: protein binding; piRNA binding.